Molecule: messenger RNA, 1821 nt
Organism: Salvelinus namaycush (lake trout)
Lineage: Eukaryota; Metazoa; Chordata; Actinopteri; Salmoniformes; Salmonidae
Product: kelch-like protein 14
Exons: 8
Coding region: 1-1821 (606 amino acids)
Molecular function (GO): protein binding
Source: RefSeq, a predicted model, not a curated record
AUGUCCAGAUCGGGUGAUAGAACAUCCACCUUUGACCCUACACACAGUGACACCCUGCUGCACGGGCUCAACCUGCUAUGGAGGAAACAGCUUUUCUGUGAUGUGACUCUCACUGCCCAAGGACAGCAGUUCCACUGCCACAAAGCAGUGCUGGCGUCCUGCUCUCAGUAUUUCAGGUGUCUCUUUUCUAGCAGUCAUAUGCUCAACAACGAGGGGACCAACAACAACAAGGACCAGGGGAGCAGUGGUACCCCAUCUUCCUCCCCCGAUGACAAGCUGAUGGCAAGCACCCGGUCCAUCAACAACCUGGUCCUCCAAGGCUGCUCCUCCAUCGGACUACGGCUAGUGCUGGAGUACCUGUACACUGCCAACGUCACUCUCUCUCUGGACACUGUGGAAGAGGUGCUCUCGGUCAGCAAGAUCCUUAAUGUCCCCCAGAUCACCAAGCUCAGCGUGCAGUUCCUCAAUGACCAGAUCUCUGUACAGAACUACAAGCAGAUCUGCAAGAUCGCAGCACUGCACGGCUUGGACGAGACCAAGAAGCUGGCCAACAAGUACCUGGUGGAGGAUGUGCUGCUGCUGAACUUUGAGGAGAUGUGCGCCAUGCUGGACGCUCUGCCGCCCCCGGUGGAGUCGGAGCUGGCUCUCUUCCAGAUGUCUGUGCUGUGGCUGGAGCAUGACCGGGAGACUCGCAUGCACUACGCCCCGGACUUGAUGAAGAGGCUGCGCUUCGCCCUCAUUCCGGCCCCGGAGCUGGUGGAGAGGGUGCAGUCGGUUGACUUCAUGAGGAGUGACCCAGUGUGCCAGAAGCUGCUGAUGGAUGCCAUGAACUACCACCUGAUGCCCUUCAGACAGCACUGCAGGCAGACCACAGCCAGCAAGAUUCGUUCCAAUAAGAGGAUGCUGUUGCUGGUGGGUGGCUUGCCUCCUGGACCUGAUCGACUCCCCAGUAAUCUGGUCCAGUACUAUGAUGACGAGAAGAAGACAUGGAAGAUCCUCACUAUAAUGCCUUACAACAGUGCCCAUCACUGUGUGGUGGAGGUGGAGAACUUCAUACUACUGCUGGGUGGAGAGGACCAGUGGAACCCCAAUGGAAAGCACAGCACUAAUCAUGUCAGCCGGUAUGAUCCACGAUUCAACAGUUGGAUACAACUUCCGCCUAUGCAGGAAAGGAGAGCCAGUUUCUUUGCCUGCUGCCUGGAUAAGCACCUGUAUGUGAUUGGUGGGAGGAACGAGUCGGGCUACCUCUCCAGCGUGGAAUCCUACAACCUGGAGACUAACGAGUGGAACUACGUGUCCUCCCUGCCCCAGCCCCUAGCCGCACACGCUGGAGCAGUGCACAAUGGGAAAAUAUAUAUCUCAGGCGGAGUCCAUAAUGGAGAAUACGUUUCCUGGCUGUAUUGCUACGACCCCAUCAUGGAUGUGUGGGCCAGGAAACAGGAUAUGAACACAAAGAGAGCCAUUCAUGCCCUGGCUGGGAUGAAUGACCGCCUCUACACUAUUGGGGGCAACCAUCUGAAAGGUUUCUCUCACCUGGAUGUAAUGCUGGUGGAGUGUUAUGACCCCAAAGCGGACCAGUGGAACAUCCUCCAGACACCAAUCCUGGAGGGACGCAGUGGCCCCGGCUGUUGCAUCCUGGACAACAGCAUCUUCCUAGUGGGAGGAUACAGCUGGAGCAUGGGAGCCUACAAGUCUUCCACCAUCUGCUUUAGCCCAGAGAAGGGGACCUGGACAGAGCUGGAGGGAGAGGUGGCAGAGCCCUUAGCAGGCCCAUCCUGCUCCACUGUCACAUUGCCUGCCUGUCUGCCCUUCAACAAAUAA